Trichoderma harzianum CBS 226.95 is the source of this 988-nucleotide messenger RNA. RefSeq lists its product as hypothetical. Gene Ontology annotation, biological process: mycotoxin biosynthetic process. The transcript is spliced from 4 exons. NCBI's taxonomy places the organism in Eukaryota, Fungi, Ascomycota, Sordariomycetes, Hypocreales, Hypocreaceae. The coding region runs from base 13 to 903 and encodes 296 amino acids. The record is from RefSeq and is a predicted model, not a curated record.
UAUCUGCACACCAUGUCGGACCCCAAGACCGUCGACACCGAAAGUGCUGGGCUGUUAUACAACCCCGACAACGAGCAUGAAGACGAAUGCUGCUCACAUUGCGGCCGAGCAUACAAGCCGCUUUCUCAUCAAAAGGAACGAAGCAAAGCAACUUGGAUUAUUAUCUGGAUCCUUCUCUGUGCACUUUUGAUCAACAUAGGUGGGCUGCUAUUACAACUACAUCGAGUUCCUAGUGGCGUGCAGAAAGACCCUUCGUUGCAAUUAUACUCCCCGGUUAAUGACCUGGUGGAAUAUGUUCCGCAUCUAUUCAACAGGAGUAGGGGAGAACAUAAAACGAAAUUUCAAGGAUGGCCAACAGAUGAAAUCGACGAUAACUGGGCAUCAUUAUAUUCACCCGGCAUGUUAAGUGCGAUCGAUGCUCAUACUGCUUCUCUGUUGCCUGAGCGCACAGCCCGCCUCCCGCUAGAGGGGAGAGAAAACGAAUAUGUCAUGACGCUCGAUAUUUUCCACCAAAUGCAUUGCUUAGAUGUUGUGAGGAUGGCGUUAUAUCGGGAUCGAUACGACAAGCAUUUCUACUUUCCCAAUGGCACGGUGGAUUAUUGCAAGUGGUUGCAUGUUGACCAUUGCUUGGACCAAGUCCGUCAAGCGCUCAUCUGCCAGGCGGAUGUCAGCGUUGUUUACUUUGAAUGGAGCGAGAUUGUGCAAGGCCUUCGGCCUCGAGUAGAUAACCAGCACACCUGUCGUAACUUCGACAAGGUUCUUGACUGGGCUGCUGAACACACGGUAAGUGCGCACAAUUGGCACCCCAGCAAACACGUCGUGGAAGGACACGAUGGAAAACUGGAAAUUCAGAAGGGCAGAAAUCAUGCACUACCAGGUCAAGGAGAAUGUAAUGCCGUGUAGGCUAUCUGGCUAGACUGUAGAACGGAUAGGAAGAUAUACAUAUGUAGAAAUAAAGUAUGCACGCAAUUUUGUUUAUAUCUUCAAC